GGGAGGGAGGGAGAGAGAGAGAGAGAGAGAGAGAGAGAGAGAUAGAGAGAGGAGAGAGAAGUUCAAAAUCAAGCUCCAAUGGCGGACCAUUCCCCUUCCGGCACCGAACUUCCCCAAAACCAGAACGAAGAACUCAACGAGGCAGCGCCGAUUUCUCUUGACGACGAAGUCGAAAACGAGGACGAUGAAGAAGAAGAAGAAGACGAAGAGUAUAUGAGUGAGGACGACUCGAUUGACGAACUGGAUUCAGAGGAAGACGAAGAAGAAGAUGAAGAAGAAGAAGGCGAAGGUGAAGGUGAAGGUGAAGCUUGCUUCUUGGGAGACGAGGGUUCCGAAGGGAAUCAGUGGAGCGCCUCAGAAAUCGACGGCCUUUUUUGCCCUAUUUGCAUGGAACCUUGGACUAACGAUGGCGAUCAUCAUAUCUGUUGUCUUCCAUGUGGGCACAUAUUUGGGAUGUCUUGCAUACAGAAGUGGCUUAAAAAGUGUCAAAAUCAAGGGAAGUGUCCUCAAUGCAACAGAAGAUGCAAACUGAAAGACGUCAGAAAGCUUUUUGCGGCGCGGGUUGUUGCCAUUGAUGAAGAAGCACAAAAGAGAAUUCAAUCACUUGAGAAUAAAUGUGCUUCUCUUGAGGAGGAGAGAGCUUGUUGGAGUAAAAAAGAAGCUGAGUGGAGAAAAAUGGAGGCCGAGUUACAAUUGGAAGUUCAACAGCUUAAAGAGAGCCAUCCCGAGGUUGAAAGGGCGAGGAGGAAGCUCUUGUUGGAUUACGAUUUGUAUUAUUGCGCGUUCGCUAAUACACGGGCAAAUGGGCCCUUUGAGUAUGGUCAGGAUGAUGCUCCACCACAACAUGGGUCCGGCAGCCCCAUUGAGAGAGGACCAACGAGUUUCAAUGACGGUGACGAUGUUCCUUCAACAAAUAGGAGACAUGGCGUGCACGGAGAAAGCCACGGACAACAUGUCCACUCACCAUCACGAUUGAUACGUAGAAGGUCAAGUCGUAACUCUCGUACAAUAUCACCUAGUUAUAUGAAGCGUGCCGUGGAUCGCCUCGUAACUUCGAUAGAAACAAGCAGUCGGUCUCGAGGUAUAAAUGCAUCUGCGACCAUGUCCGUGCAAAGUGAAAACGUUGAGGAUCAAUGCUUCGGUUUAUUGGCAACGUUGGAUAUAUCCCAAGAACAGUAUCUCUUCAUGUUCAACUUUAUGACUACCAAUCCUAGAUGGCAGCGGUCAUUCCUUCAUAUGCCAGAACACCAUCGGCUUGUGUGGAUUCAGCAUACUAUGAAGCAGUGUGCAAACCAACAAGUCUCUCCUCCGCCACCACAACAAAUGCCUAUGUCCUCGUUCUUUCAGCCAACCGUGCACACGAACCCUACACCUGCCAACACAUUUGGACAACCCACUUCCCCAUUUCAACCGUUCGUGCCACCGUUCCCAAGACCACCCUAUCCAAUGCCACGUGGAGGGGAUGGUUCUUCGCACAUGUGAUGAUGUCAUUUCAUUCGUUUUACUUGUUACGAACAUAUAGAGACUUGUCGAAAUUGAUUUGUUUAUGGUUUUAUUUCCUUCAUUGUUUGUUGUUAUUAGUACUAAUUGAGUCAUUCUUAUUAGGUUGC
This is a messenger RNA of Morus notabilis, 1610 nucleotides long. Its product is annotated as E3 ubiquitin-protein ligase RFWD3-like. The record is from RefSeq and is a predicted model, not a curated record. Lineage: Eukaryota; Viridiplantae; Streptophyta; Magnoliopsida; Rosales; Moraceae. Bases 79 to 1482 code for a protein of 467 amino acids. Gene Ontology annotation, molecular function: ubiquitin protein ligase activity. The transcript is spliced from 6 exons. Gene Ontology annotation, cellular component: nucleus. Gene Ontology annotation, biological process: interstrand cross-link repair; protein ubiquitination.